Striga asiatica is the source of this 1332-nucleotide messenger RNA. The record is from the annotation of a GenBank genome assembly. NCBI's taxonomy places the organism in Eukaryota, Viridiplantae, Streptophyta, Magnoliopsida, Lamiales, Orobanchaceae.
AUGUCACCAUCCACGUCAUCAUCCCUAUUGUGUUUUUCCGCUACUUUUUUGGAUAGAGAUGAUGAAGACCAUUACUAUCACGACAUAUAUGUUGUGGAUGUCUCAGGUCGACGUCGACGUGACAAUGAUAUUCCGUCAUUGACUCCCACGCUCCGGGUGAGCGGACAGCACUUUGGCGACAUGUCAUGUGUCACGAGUUCGGGAUUUUUUCUGUUCAACUCGAAUUUAAAUCUCUUCCUCUCGGGUAUGGAAGGUAAGGACGUGUCGAAAGAAUCUGCAGAUCCUCUUUGUGUCCGCAGAAUCAACAUCUCCAAAUACCACCACAGCAGCACCACCAACACCACUUCCCGCGAAGAAGUCCCAGUGACGGCUGAUCACACUAUGGUGGAGCAUGUGUGCCCAUUGAUUUCGAAAAAAAAGUACUUGCGAGUGCUCCCGACACCUGAUGGCAAGAUCAUCGCCUUCUCGACUACGAUCAGUCGCCCUGAACCCUCCACCACCACCACCACCACCACCACCAGCAGCGCACCACCUGUAGUGGAUUUUGAGCUCUACCACCCAGACAUGGAUAGAUGGGAGGCGCUACCCUCCAUCCCCCGCGGCCUGGAGAUCGAGCCAGGAAGCAGCAGCUUAUACAGCUGCAUUUCUCGCAUCGUCUUGUACUGGUUCAUGGGCGGGACGUCAAUCUUUGCAGUGAUGUGCGACGGUGGAUUUAUUUUUCAUCUCGACCUGACCGCAUCACACCGAUCAUGGACCUACAGUCCAUGGCCCAUCAGCGUGCGUACAAACCUCUCGUUUGGAGGCGGCAAGUACAUCUACAUCAGUGAUGAUUGGUGCUUGACUCAUCAUGGGGCCUGGCACUUAACUGGCCCCAUGCCUAGCGUUCCCAGGUGGCAGUUGGAGAAGUUGUCGGCGAAUAGAGAGGGAAAAAAAAUGAGAUUCGGGGUUCGGGACGUGGGCUCUGAGGGAUUGCCGACCUCCUUCUACAUUGUGGAGUCUACCUUUCUUGACAAUACGAUGACGGGGUGCAAGCUCAGCGUGUAUGAGUACACGUGCAACGUUCAUCCGUACCUGAAGAAGUUGUGCAAAGUGGAGGCUAAGCAAGAGGCUGUGACGGCCAAAAUCGAGAAACGUUAUGAGGUGGAGGAGAGAAAGGUGAGAGAAGCGCACAAAGGGGCAAUGGAGAUGAGGGAGGAGCUCUACAAGCUGAUGCAGUUACACGCAAUGCAGGAGUCUUGCGCACUGAUAAAACAAGUGCCGGAGCUAGACUGCAAAGUCUCCAGCUCUUUGGAGUUCCUCCUUGUCACCCCCCCAAGAGUGAAAGAAAGUUAA